AUGGCGGAAAUGCAAGCAUGGCAAGUCGCCCAUCCAGGCCCAAUGGAAAAAGUCUUCCGCCUCACCACGAUCCCCAAACCAACAACCCUCAAGCCCGGCCAGAUCCUCGUCAAAGUCUCCCGCGCAGCCCUCAACCCCGCCGACUACAAAGUCUGCGAGCUCGGCGUCGCAUCGCGCCUGAUAACAUCCUUCCCCAAGAUCCCAGGCAUGGAUCUCAGCGGCCACGUUGUCUCCGUCGCACAAGACGUGACUGAUGCGAAAGAAGGCGAUUUCGUGCUCGCUAGAGCGUCGCCGACUAAGGUUUGGGGCUCGCUGGCGGAGUAUACGGUCUGCGAUAGGGAGGGGUAUACGAUUAUCCCGGAGAGCUUGGAUCUGGACCAGGCUGCUGGUGUGGGCACCGCCGGGUUGACGGCGUAUCAGACUAUUGCGCCGUAUGUCAAGAGUGGUGAUAAGGUGUUUUUGAAUGGUGGUUCGGGCGGUGUUGGACUCUGGGGCAUUCAGAUUGCUAAGGCGCUGGGAUGCUCUGUUACCGUGUCGUGUUCAACUGGAAAAGCAGAUCUGUGCAGAAGCUUGGGAGCGGAUGAUAUCAUUGACUACAAGACUAGCGAUGUCAUCGCUGAGCUCAAGAAGCGCGGCCAAGUCUUUAGCCACUGCGUCGACAACGUGGGUGACGCACCGCCCAAUCUCUACGCUUCAUCAAACGACUUCCUCCUCCCCGGCAGCAGCUUUGUCUUCGUGGGCGGUCACGUCUCAGCCAAGAGUGUCCUCAGCUUGACGACAAACCUGGUGCGACCUUCGUUUCUGGGCGGUGUAAAGGCAAAGUUCGCCACGUAUGCCACUGCAAAUAAGAAGAAGGAUCUGGAUCAGCUGAGGGAUUGGCUCGUUGAGGGCAAAGUCAAGACUGUGAUUGACUCGACGUUUGGGUUCAAGGAGGCGGACAAGGCUUUUGAGCAUUUGAAGAAGGGGUCUAGUGGUGGCAAGGUUGUGAUUCAUGUUGAGUAA
This is a messenger RNA of Fusarium subglutinans, 1002 nucleotides long. RefSeq names its product quinone oxidoreductase. The record is from RefSeq and is a predicted model, not a curated record. Gene Ontology annotation, molecular function: oxidoreductase activity. The coding region runs from base 1 to 1002 and encodes 333 amino acids. The transcript has a single exon. Gene Ontology annotation, cellular component: mitochondrion. Lineage: Eukaryota; Fungi; Ascomycota; Sordariomycetes; Hypocreales; Nectriaceae.